AUGGAUGAGACCGCCCCAACAUCCUCCUCUAUACUUGAAGAUGGCGAUUAUCAUGAGGUCAAAGACCUCUCUGUCUCUGAAGUUGUGGAGAGAUGUGAAGCUCUCUUGAAAAAAUUAGAUGAUGAGAACUUCAGUUUGAUUUCACGAGACAAGUCUAACCAGACCUAUUGUGCUUGUAGUGAUGGCGUCAAACGUUAUGCGCUGAAGGAUAUAAAUAAAUGCUCAAAACCAAGUGCAAAGAAAAGAGAAGUCAUCCGUUAUAUAAUUAAUGUUGUUAUUGAGUCCUGCGAACAAGGAAAACGACCUAUGUUCGAACAACAAAAAAUAUCGAACUCAGCUCUUGAUGACAUUUGUUGCGCUAUAAACUGCAGCAGAUCCAACCUCAACAUAGAUGCUAGUGCAAGAGGCGUUGUUGGAGGUCUGCUUUCGAUCAAGAUUGGAAAGUACAAAACCUUGUGUACACGCAGGGAUGAUGGGGAACCCAUCCCGCCUUUUAUGCAUUCAGAUAUUAUUUUGAAGAAUCGUGGAGCCAAGUUCGUAUUGGUGGUGGAAAAGAAAUCCGCUUUUAAUACUCUCAUGCAAGACAAGUUUUACGUUGAUUAUCCAUGUAUAAUCAUCACCGGAAUGGGAAUGCCGGAGGUGGGGAGCAGAAGUUUUCUAAACGUAAUGUCGGAGAAGUUUAAGAUUCCAGUGUAUGGCCUUUUCGACUGUGAUCCAGCUGGCAUCGAAAUUUUUUCGGUUUAUGCUGCGGGGUCGUACAAUAAAUCGUACGAUAAUGUGAAUUUGACUUGCCCGUAUAUGAUGUGGUUGGGUGUUUGGCCGAGUGACCUACAUGCACUUAAAAUACCCUGCCAGGAUUUAACUCGAUACGAGAUUAAGAAAGUAGACCUUCUUUUGGAAAAAGAUUUUGUGAAAGAGUAUCCGACAUUGCUUGAGGAGCUGCAACUUAUGAAGAAGAAGAAGAAGAAGGCGAACCUUGAAGCUUUGGAGAAGUUUGGGCGCACUUGUUUGAGCGAGUACUAUUUGCCAUAUAAGUUGAAGUAUCUCUUAACCGACACCGACUAA
This is a messenger RNA of Rosa chinensis, 1065 nucleotides long. RefSeq names its product DNA topoisomerase 6 subunit A. Gene Ontology annotation, molecular function: DNA topoisomerase type II (double strand cut, ATP-hydrolyzing) activity; ATP binding; DNA binding. Gene Ontology annotation, cellular component: nuclear chromosome. Lineage: Eukaryota; Viridiplantae; Streptophyta; Magnoliopsida; Rosales; Rosaceae. The record is from RefSeq and is a predicted model, not a curated record. The transcript has a single exon. Gene Ontology annotation, biological process: meiotic DNA double-strand break processing; meiotic DNA double-strand break formation; reciprocal meiotic recombination. The coding region runs from base 1 to 1065 and encodes 354 amino acids.